Molecule: messenger RNA, 1691 nt
Organism: Lactuca sativa (garden lettuce)
Lineage: Eukaryota; Viridiplantae; Streptophyta; Magnoliopsida; Asterales; Asteraceae
Product: vacuolar cation/proton exchanger 5
Biological process (GO): intracellular calcium ion homeostasis; calcium ion transmembrane transport
Cellular component (GO): plant-type vacuole membrane
Molecular function (GO): calcium:proton antiporter activity
Source: RefSeq, a predicted model, not a curated record
AUGGACUAUGUUAUUUUUUCUGGAUUUGAACAUGAAUUGGUGCUUUUUCGUCUUGAGAGAGUUGCUGAAUGUGACCUUUUUCCGACGAGUGAGAUGAUGGUUGACGGAAGUGGAGGUGGUGUUGGUGAGCAGACGAUGGUAGGUGACGGUAGUGAUGGUGGCGUACGGUGGUGUCGGUGGCGGCUGAUGGUGGUUGUUGUGGCAGCAGAAUUGGGCAAUGCUAAUAAUCCGCAGGUGUUAGGAUUCAAUCCCCGUAUUGAAAUGGGCUCGCUAGAGGUGAAGUCAAUUAUCGAGCCACAUGAUCAGAGCACAUCCACUUCUGCAUCAACCAAUAGAAAUAUGCUUUCUAUGAAACAGUUUUCAGAAAAUUGUGACAAAAAACAACUAUGGUGUAAAGUGAUAACCAGCUUAAAGAUUGCUUUAUUCUCUAAUAAGAUUAAUUUACUUAUACCUUUUGGCCCCUUAGCUAUGCUUGUUGAUACCUUGACUGGUAAUCAUGGUUGGGUCUUCUUCUUGAGCUUAUUGGGCAUCAUACCAUUGGCAGAACGUUUGGGUUGGGCUACUGAGCAAUUGGCUUUCUACACUGGGCCUACAGUUGGGGGACUUCUGAAUGCUACUUUUGGCAAUGCAACAGAGUUGAUAAUAUCAAUGUACGCAAUGAAACAUGGUAUGCUACGUGUUGUGCAACAAUCAUUACUAGGGUCAAUUUUGUCAAACAUGCUGCUUGUUCUUGGAUGCGCGUUUUUCUGUGGAGGAAUCUUUCUUCCUAAAAAGGAACAGGUUUUUGACAAAUCGAAUGCUGUGAUGAGCUCAGGGUUGCUGUUAAUGGCAGUGAUGGGUCUGUUAUUCCCUGCUGUUCUUCACUUCACACACACUGAAUUGCAUUUUGGAAAGUCGGAAUUGGCCCUUUCAAGAUUUAGCAGUUGUGUAAUGCUUAUUGCAUAUGGGGCCUACCUGUUUUUUCAGUUGACUACACAGAAGAAUUCGUAUUCUCCGAUCACUGAGGAAGAUAGCCCAAAAGAAGACAAUUCAGAUGAUGAUGAUGAAGAAUCUCCUGAUAUUUCAAAGUAUGAAUGUGUUAUCUGGCUCAGCAUCUUGACACUCUUCAUUUCCAUUCUUUCAGAAUAUCUAGUGAACACCAUUGAGGGUGCUUCUGUUGCAAUGAAUAUCCCUAUAGCAUUUAUCAGUGUUAUCCUUCUUCCUAUUGUUGGAAAUGCAGCAGAACAUGCAAGUGCCAUCAUGUUUGCCAUGAAAGACAAGCUUGAUAUCUCUUUAGGAGUCGCAAUUGGCUCCUCAACACAAAUAUCUAUGUUUGCUAUUCCAUUUUGUGUGGUUGUUGGGUGGAUCAUGGGGCGUCCUUUGGACCUAAAUUUUCAACUUUUUGAGACAGCAACUCUUUUUAUAACAGUUCUGGUAGUGGCUUUCAUGUUGCAAGAUGGAACAUCGAAUUACUUCAAGGGAGUAAUGCUUGUGUUUUGCUAUUUGAUAGUUGCUGCAAGUUUCUUUGUACAUAUAGACCCUCUAUCUAUACAAGAUAAACCCUAAGUGAGAAGGGUGCUUUGAAUCAAUCAUCAAGAGUUUCAAGUCAAUUGUAUUAUGUUCUAGUUUGACUUUCCUUGAUGGCAUAUAGUUAUUAUUAUUGCAUACUGUAAAUUGUUACAGAAGAGAAUAAUGAUAAAGAUUUUGAACAA